GGCAACUGCCAAUUUUCUGGGUAAUCAGUGUUAAGCUUAGAAUACAAGCAGAUCCAUGGCAGUCUCCGUCUCUGUCUCUGAAUCCUUAAGGUCAGUUCUGAAAGGUUCCCCUUGUGACGUAGGCCAAGAAGAAUAUCGCGUUGUUCACUUAGCAAGAAAGGGUGAUAAUAAAUGGGAUAAGCUGCCCGUGGACCAGAUCUACAAGGAACCAUUGCUCUCUGGGCUUAACUUUCUGAGUAACUACAAAAUUAAGUCAGUAAAGGAAGAAUUUCAUUUUACAGACAAACAACAUGAUGUUUAUUUGCUAACCAGAGAAGAUAUAAGAAGGCACAAGAAAAAGUAUGACUUUUUGCACAUUGGACUUGUGCAAGCUCUUGUUUUUCCAUUUCAUUCAGCAGGUAUUGAUCACAGAAUCAUGGCGUGCCUGCGAGACGCGAAGCACCCAAACAUGGAAAACUCAAUCUUAGCAGCUUUUGAGAUCAACUUGUCUUAUGGUGACAUGGAGUUCAAUUGGUUCCCCAAUUUCUCAGUCUCUUUGUCUGACCUAUUGAACUCAAAUGGGUUGGUCAUAACUGUGGAGCCAAAUGACAUUGGGUGUCUUGACGGUACCAUUACGUUUGGGAUUUCCUACAGAAUGUGUUACAAACUGAUGAAGGGGUGUCUUCAAAAGUCUUGACGGUACCAUUACGUAUUGUUUAAAAUUAGUCCAUUUUUACGGAGUUAACUGGCCAUUAAUCUCCAAUUAUUCGGGACAAAUUUUAAACGGAGCGUAGCGUAACGGACGUGUUAAUGGCUAAUUAAUCACCAUUAACACACCACUAAUGCCAUGAUUAAUUCAAUGGGUUAAUGGUGUAGGAGUUGUAACUUUUUAAACUCCUUUAUUAUAAAAAUCAAAGGCUCUCUCAUUUGUUUGGUGUGUGCCUUGCGUGAGGAAAAGAGGAAAAAGAGAAAACACUUUAUUAUUUUCUUUUAGAGAGAGCUCUUGAUUUUCCGGCCAAUUUUUCCGGCAACCCUUUUAAAGUUUUUGGUCGCCAACGUUCCUACGUUGUUCUUGUUCGUUGGUGUGUGGUUGGUCCGUACAAUCUCCACACACGAUAGCGGUUUUAUCCUGGGAGGAGAGUGCCCACGUUUUUCCGAGAGCAUCCAUACGUGGGAAGUAAAAGAGGAGAAGGAAAAAGUUAACAAUUUUGUCCUUGUUUAACUUUGAGGAGAGCUCUUGGUUUUCUUGCCAAUUUUUUCCGGCAAUCCCCUUCAAAGUUUUUUUUUGGUCGCCAACGCUCCUACGUUGUUCUUAUUCCUUGGUGUGUGGUUGGUCCGUACAAUCUCCACACACGAUAGCGGUUUUAUCCUGGGAGGAGAGUGCCCACGUUUUUCCGGUACGGUAGGCGGGCACUACUACCUUAAGGACAGCUCCGGCGACUCCGCUGUCCUUCACGGUGUUUUGUUUUGCAGGUUUAGUUCAUAAAGACCUCGCUGCAUUCUGCCCUAGUGCAUAAUGUCCUCGCAGCUCAGUGCAUAAUGUCCUUGCUGUCCAGUGC
Molecule: messenger RNA, 1538 nt
Organism: Cuscuta campestris
Lineage: Eukaryota; Viridiplantae; Streptophyta; Magnoliopsida; Solanales; Convolvulaceae
Source: the annotation of a GenBank genome assembly